AUGGAGCUAGAAGUCUUGGAAAUACAUCCUUAUGACCCAAACCACAGGAUGUCAGCCAGCAGGUUACAGUACCACCUGGCAUCAUGUAGAAAGAAAAAUCCAAAGAAAGCUAAAAAGAUGGCUAACUGCAAAUAUAAUGCUUGUCAUGUGGUCCCAAUCAAAAGGCUCAGAGAACAUGAGGCUAACUGUGUCAAUAGAACUGCUAUAGAUGACGGUCAGAAGAACUGA
Kogia breviceps (pygmy sperm whale) is the source of this 228-nucleotide messenger RNA. RefSeq names its product gametocyte-specific factor 1-like. The transcript is spliced from 3 exons. The record is from RefSeq and is a predicted model, not a curated record. Lineage: Eukaryota; Metazoa; Chordata; Mammalia; Artiodactyla; Physeteridae. Bases 1 to 228 code for a protein of 75 amino acids.